AUGGCGGCCUCCUGUGCCAGAAUUUUCUGGAAAGGCGUCAAACUUGCCCCAAAUCUGGUCAAACUCGGACACAGUGCACAUUCCCAGCUGUUUGCUGCAGCAAAACGUAAUGAUGUCGCAGAGAUCAAACGACUGGCAGAGAUUGGAGUUGAUGUAAACCAGCGGCACAUUUUGGGAUGGACUCCACUCAUGGUCGCAGCUGUCAGUAGGAACUUAGGGGCAGUGAAGGCUCUACUGGAGGCUGGUGCUGACCCAAAUAUGAGAGAAGAGUUUGUCAAUGUUUACCAGACUGCACGAGAGAAAGGAAUGCAUUCACUGGAUGUUCUUGUGACCAGAGAAGAUGAGUUCAGUAACCGGCUGAAUAACCGAGCCAGUUUCCGGGGAUGCACAGCUCUGCACUAUGCUGUGCUGACAGACGAUACACACAUUGUAAAAGCACUCUUGGAAGCUGGUGCAGAUCCCACCUUGGAAAAUGACAGUGGCCAUGCUGCAGGCCUGUAUGCACACAACAUGGAGGUUAAAAAACUCCUGGAGGAGUAUAAAGACAAGUAUGCAGAGCUGCAGAGACAAAAGCAAGUGGAGGAGAGGAGAAAGUUUCCCCUGGAGGAGAGACUACGGGAGCACAUCAUUGGACAGGAGGGAGCCAUCACUACUGUUGCUGCAGCAAUCAGAAGAAAGGAGAACGGCUGGUAUGAUGAAGACCAUCCACUAGUGUUCCUGUUCCUUGGGUCAUCUGGCAUUGGUAAAACAGAGUUGGCCAAGCAGAUAGCCCGAUACAUGCACAAAGAUGUCAAGAAGGGGUUUGUUCGGAUGGACAUGUCUGAGUACCAAGAGAAACAUGAGGUUGCAAAGUUUAUUGGGUCCCCGCCGGGGUACGUUGGCCAUGAGCAGGGAGGCCAGCUGACUAAGAAGCUAAAGCAGUGCCCUAACGCCGUGGUGUUGUUUGAUGAAGUGGAGAAGGCCCAUCCUGACGUCCUCACCAUCAUGCUACAGCUCUUCGAUGAGGGAAGGCUUACAGAUGGAAAGGGAAAGACUGUGGAGUGCAAGGACGCCAUCUUUGUCAUGACCUCUAACCUAGCGAGUGAAGUGAUCGCUGACCAUGGACUUCAGCUGCGGAAGGAGGCACAGGAGGUCUGGGCCCAGAGAAGACAGGAGACUGGCGAUGAUGACAUCUUGAUGACUGAAAGGAUCACAAUCUCCAGACGGUUUAAAGAGAAAGUAGUGUAUCCCAUCUUAAAGAGAGCUUUCAGAAGAGACGAGUUUAUUGGUCGGAUCAAUGAGAUCGUGUACUUCCUGCCGUUCAGCCAAUCAGAGCUUGUCAAGCUGGUAACCAAGGAGAUGGAGUUUUGGGCCAGCAGAGCCAUGAACAAGCACAAGAUCACCCUGCUGUGGGACAGACAGGUGCUGGAUGUGCUGGCUGGUGGGUACGACGUCCACUACGGAGCCAGGUCUAUCAAACAUGAGGUUGAAAGGAGAGUAGUUAACCAGGUUGCAGUAGCCCACGAGAGAGGGCUGAUACACCCAGGCUGCACACUCCGUAUCGCUGUGGACAAUCCCGACGACGUCAUGGCAAAGAACGACAAGAAGGAGCCCGAAAAACUCCCCAUCAUCAAACUCCAGCUGGUUAAAGACGGCAGAAAAAGUGUGGACUUGAACCUGCCAAGAGUUCCUGAUGACAGGGACCAGACAUGGUCCAAUUUCUAAAACCAAUUGUGAAUUUAGUCUGUCCAUAUCUAAUAUAAAGUAUGUCAAAUUCAUUUGUCUUUGUCCGCGGGAAAUUAAAAAGCUUUUAAUGAACAAACUGCAUAUUUAAGGCCCCGGUGAC
Messenger RNA from Branchiostoma belcheri (Belcher's lancelet), 1825 nucleotides. Its product is annotated as caseinolytic peptidase B protein homolog. The record is from RefSeq and is a predicted model, not a curated record. NCBI's taxonomy places the organism in Eukaryota, Metazoa, Chordata, Leptocardii, Amphioxiformes, Branchiostomatidae. Gene Ontology annotation, cellular component: cytoplasm; mitochondrion. Gene Ontology annotation, molecular function: protein binding; ATP hydrolysis activity; ATP binding. Gene Ontology annotation, biological process: cellular response to heat. The transcript has 16 exons. Bases 1 to 1704 code for a protein of 567 amino acids.